Closterium sp. NIES-65 is the source of this 2626-nucleotide messenger RNA. The record is from the annotation of a GenBank genome assembly. NCBI's taxonomy places the organism in Eukaryota, Viridiplantae, Streptophyta, Zygnematophyceae, Desmidiales, Closteriaceae.
GCCCAUUCUAUCUACACCUGCCGAGCCAGCUGCAGCUCCUCCUGCUGCUCCUGCUGAUUCCUCCGCUCCCUUGAGAAACCAUCACUCAGAGUCCGAUCCUCUAUUGUCACACUUGGCACUGUCACCCUCCGUUACUACAAGGCAUGCUGCAGCAGCAGCAGCCCAUGCAUCCACUCCCUUUGCUCUUGCGUCUUCUCCGCUCCUCCCGUCUGUAACGCUCAUUGGCGGUUACCAUGUUUACAGCAGCCACGUCUACAGUAACCGUGCGUACAGUAGUUUCGCUAGCACAGCCUCCACUGCAGGAAAUUUGCCCUGCUCGUUACAGUCACACGUGGCCCCCUCCAUUCCGAACCUGCCCUCUCGGUUCCUCUCGUCCGUCCCUCCCGUCGCUUCCCAAGUCUCUGAAUCUGCUUCGGAGUCAUCUGCCGAGCCAGCUGUUCCUGGCUCGGGGCUCCCUGUCAAGCCUGCUGCUACUGGUUCGGGGAUACCUGCCGAGCCUACUGGUGAUGAUGCUUCGGCAGCAGGGAAAGAUGAGGAUACCACGAGUGUGAAAGUGAGCGAAGCAGAAGCAGAAGCAGAAGUUUCAGAGAUUUUGGGAGGAGGGAAUCACAGCAUCACAGGCAGCCCCGUGAACAGUAGCACCACCAUCAGCAGCAACAGCAGCAGCGGCAUCAACAGAAACAACCGUUUUGGCAGCGGCGGGGAGGGCCGAACCGGAGACGGAGGUUCGGGCAUUCAGGCUUGGAAGAAACAGCCGAGGCAGCGAGGGAGCAGACAAACGGGCAGCAGCAGAGACUUGCGCAGGGGGCAGCUGUGGGGUGUUAUCAGCCGUGUGCGCAGCAACAAUCCUGUCCUGCCGGCCAUUGAGGCGUGGAGGAUGGCGGGAGGAGUGCUGGAUAAGGAGCUGCUGCUGUGGGCCAUCCGUCGCUGCCAGCCAUACGCUUACCGAGCAAAAGCAGCAGAGCUCUCUCAAUGGCUUAUUUCCUCUUCAGGCUUUCCCCUCACCUACCUUGACUACCAACUCGCCCUAGCCUGUGCUGCGCGGUGCAAUGCGGUGGGGACCGUUCGAGAGAUGUUCCUCUCCUUUCCUGAGGAGUUUUGCAAAGAAAAGGUGUAUGUUGGAGUGCUACACCAUUUUGCCAGGCGCGGGCGGACGCACAAGCUAGGGGAAGAACUGGAAUGGCUCCGUAAUCAAGGGGUAACUGAGGAAAAUGCCUCAUAUCGGUCGAAGCUUCAAGCAUUGCUAACCGAGCAGGAGAUUAUAUCGAAAGGGGCUACCUUGAAUGGAGCAGAUAUGACAAUAACGAGCGAGGGAGGGGGGGAAGGAGGAGGAGAUGAGGAGGAGGGAGGGGGAGGGGGAGGGGAGGAAGGGGAGGGGGGUUGGAAUGAUGCGGAUUGGUUUGAGUUGGGGGAGGGGAAGGAAGGUUCAAGGAAGGAGCGGUUGGAGAAAGUGCUGGGGGAUGUUGAUUUGUUGCUCCAAGAGAUGAAGGAGAAGGGAAUGAUGCCUGACGAAGUUGCUUACAACAUCAUUCCUGCCAGCCUCGCCAGGCUUGGGUCGGGAAGAUGCGGAAUGAUGCCUGACGAAGUGGCGUACAACAUCGUUUUAGCCAGCCUCGCCAGGCUCGGGCAGAUCGAAAAAAUGGAGGCCUAUCUUGCACGCAUGCGGGCAGAUGGCGGGCAGCCCAGCGGCGUGUCGUACAACAUCCUGAUUGGUGCAUACGCGCUCGCCGGGCAGUUUGAAAAAACGGACCUGUGUAUCGAGGCGAUGAAGGAAGCAGGAGAAAGGCUGAAUGUGAAGACGUAUUGGUCCCUGAUGGGGCGAUACGCGAAACGAGGAGCGGUUGAGAGGUUUUCCAAAGUGUGGGAAGAGGUGAAGCAGGCCGGGUUGCCUCUUGACAGAAGCAUGUACCACUCUCGAAUUGAGGUGCACAGCCGAGCGGGGGAUUUGGAGAAGGCGGAACAGGCCUUCAACGAGAUGUGUGCGCUCAUGCCCCCCACCACAGCAUCAUUCAACGCCUUCAACGAGAUGUGUGCGCUCAUGCCCCCCACCACAGCAUCAUUCAACGUGCUCCUGGCGGCACUCGGCAGGGCGGGCAGGCUCAACAAGAUCCCCGCUUUUAUGCAGUCCAUGCAGCGGUGGGGGCGGCCAAGGGACGCCAAGACAUUCGUCUUCCUUAUCGACGCGUUUCUAAGAGCUGGCGACGAGGAGGGUGCCAUGAGGGCCCUGCGGGAAGCAGCAGCCGUGGGAAUGCAGAGGAACGACCAGAAGCUUCCCUUCUCUUCCUUGAUCCAAGUGCUCAUCCCCGCCCGGAACAAGGGCGAUGUGGUUCGAGUGAAGGAGAUAAUUGGCCUCUCUCGUACCCUUUAUAAGAUGACUGAUCCGCGGCUAUUCCGCGACCUCGUUGUGACUAUAGUGAAUCGGUGGGAGAAGGAUAAGGAGUUGAGGGAUCCUGGGGAGGAGGGACAACUGGUGGACAAGGAAGAGGAUCCUUCCUGGAAGCGUCUAGUUUUGGACAUUCACGGGGUGCUGAAGGAUAUGAAGGAGUUGGGGAUCGAGCCGACCAAAAAAACAUAUCAAAUUCUUGAGUCUCUGGGACUGUCACAUAUGUUGUUGGAGAAUGUGUGA